Molecule: messenger RNA, 1132 nt
Organism: Anisakis simplex (herring worm)
Lineage: Eukaryota; Metazoa; Nematoda; Chromadorea; Rhabditida; Anisakidae
Source: the annotation of a GenBank genome assembly
GCGAAUGAGGGUUUAUCGGAAACAUUUCAGGCGAGUACUUUGAAUGAGUUCAAGGGUAGGUUGCGUGUUAGUGAUGAUCAUUACGAUAAUCCUGUAGUCACCGAUCCAGCAGCCAUGGAUUUAUGUAUUUCAAGAAUUGUCCGCAAUUUUAUAUUAUUAUAUCUAAUUAAUAUUAUCAUUAUUAUGGAUAUUUGUCAUGCUGAUGAGUUUUCAUUCACUGUCAUCAUCCCUCCAGGUAAAACCGAAUGUUACAGUCAUCCUAUUGAUAAACCGAAAUACGCAUUCUUCGAGUUAGAUUAUCAAGUUAUUGGUGGUGGUGAUUCUGAUAUAACCUUUUAUGUUCUAUCACCGAAAGGAAGUCGGAUUUUGAUUGAUGUUAGAAGUAAUGACGCUAUGCAUCGUGUGGAAUUAAAAGAACCUCAAAAUGGAUAUGGUGAUUAUACGUUUUGUUUCGAUAAUACGUUCAGUAUUCAAUCUGAGAAACGUGUUUUCUUUGAAUUCUUUUUGAUGGAUGAAUCUGGACAAUUUUUGGGUGGAUUUGAUGAGAAAUUCAGCGUUGCUGAUGAGGUAUUGCGUACGCUUGAUACACGUUUGGAGCAUUUUCAGAAUGUCACAGUAAGCGUGAAAGAUAAUUUAAAUAAAGUGGAGCGUAUUCAAAGGCAGUACGCAAGUCUGGAAUUAUCAGACCGCAAAGCUUUAGAAACGAGUUUUGAAAUGAUAAAUUUUUGGAGUAUGGUUCAUUUAUCAGUCAUGGUGGUUGCACUUCUUGUACAGGUCUAUAUGGUACGUUGUUUGUUUGAAGACGAGUCAAAAAUGGGACGUUUCUUGAGAAAGGGACGUUUGAAUGAUUAAUCGUUAUUUUUUUCUGUUAUUUUGACUGCCAUUAUUUGUUAUUUCUUGCCUUAUAAGGAUAUGUUCUGUUUAUUAUUUUGAAAUGCACCAGUGGUAGUGUUUAUGACUGCGUUAAUAUUCGCCACUAACGGUCGAUUAGCAGUGAUAAUGAGUAAUUUGUGAUGCGUUUGUGAUCAUUUGACUUUUAUUUUAUUUCAUUCGUCUUAAAGUGCCUCGACAUCAGGUUUUAUGUGUGUAUUAUAGGUGUAUUUUCAGCAAAUAAUAAAUUCUGGUUUAUUUA